AGUCGGGAGUUUCUGGAUUCUUUAUCCGGUAUUUUAAGGGCCGCCGGAGGGCUGUCGCUUCUGCAGUGCUUAGGAGCGGCCGGGGCGGGAGGCUUGCGGAGCCAGGGCGCGGAGAAUAAGAAACUUGGCCUGAGUUUUGUGAAAAACCAGAGAAGAGAAACUAAAAGGACAGUAGACAAGGGUUUUCCAGUUUGCAUAAUAUUUCCUUCAUGGAUACUUUUUCAUAGCAUUAUUAUGUGAUGUGAGAAGUUUUUUUUUUUUUUUUUUUUUCCGAGUAACAUGGAUUUUAUACUACAGAAUCAAGAGAAUUGGCCUUUAGGAAAAAUUGAUUUGUAAAAAGUGGUACAGGUUUUUAUAGAUAACCAUGACAACAUCCCAUAUGAAUGGGCAUGUUACAGAGGAGUCAGACAGCGAAGUAAAAAAUGUUGAUCUUGCAUCACCAGAGGAACAUCAGAAGCACCGAGAGAUGGCUGUUGACUGCCCCGGAGAUUUGGGCACCAGGAUGAUGCCAAUACGUCGAAGUGCACAGUUGGAGCGUAUUCGGCAACAACAGGAAGACAUGAGGCGUAGGAGAGAGGAAGAAGGGAAAAAGCAAGAACUUGACCUUAAUUCUUCCAUGAGACUUAAGAAGCUAGCCCAAAUUCCUCCAAAGACCGGAAUAGAUAACCCUAUGUUUGAUACAGAGGAAGGAAUUGUCUUAGAAAGUCCUCAUUAUGCUGUGAAAAUACUAGGUAAGUAAAAACAGAGGGAUAAUAGAAAACGUUUUGCUUUAAUUUAUCUGUGCCUUAUAAUGUAUAUGGGAAGGAAGCGGGUUUAAGAGAAUAUGAGUAAUGUCAGUUUGAAUUUCAGACCAAGAUCUUUUGUUUUCUUGGAAACGCCAUGUAACUAUUGUUUAUUGUUAGCAACAUAGAGCUAAAAGCAUGUGACUUAAAUGUUCAGUCACUGUAACAUGUUUUUUAGAUAUUAAAGAGUUCUACAUGUGGCCUUAAUAUUUAAAGCUUUGAAAUUUACCUUUCAUAUAAAACUCACAAACUUUCUGCAAAAUACUAAAAAACAAUUUUCAGAUUUUGAAUUUCUGAUUUCCUUAAAGUUUGUAAAAUUGUAAUGAAAUUAAUAACUAUAGUUUAAAUUCUUUGAUUUUUAAAAUUAAUGAUUGUCGAUAAAAAAGAACUGUUAUUCAUAUAGCAUCAUAAACAUAAAAAUGGUAUUUUCUAUAUAUCCCCAAAUUCUGUUCUGUGGAAAAAAAAAAAAAAAGUCCUAUGAGAUAUAAAUAGUUACAACCAAACCAAAAGAAUUCUGUGACCAAAUGCAUUUUGAGAACUCUGGGCUAAAUAAACUAAAUAGCUUCUGAUUACAGGACUUCUCAUAGCUGUUAGAAUGUUACUAGGCAUUGUGAAUCUACAAGGGAGGUUGGUGUCAAACUUAGAAUAUUUAAUCAUUGAAUUUACUGCCCACCCUUCUUGCAUGUGCACAUACACCUAAGGGCUCACUGAACUAGUGUUAGGAGGGCAUUUUAUUUUUUGGUGGUUUGCUAUUUUUUAGGUGUGAAAAAAAGAGUUAUUUUUACUUUUUUGUAGAAUGAGAGAGUUUUUAUUGUCAGUGUCAUUUUGCCAUUCAUUUAAGGGUCUGUUGAGUCUGUACUAAGUGUUUUAGCAAACAUUGUUUCAUGUAAUAAAAUAAUCUUGUUAAUAGUACUCUCUAAUUGGAGAUAAAAAAAUUUAACCUUAGUUAAACAACUUUUUAAAGACACCAGUGGUAGAGCCAAGUUUGAAUUUGCCAGAUCUGAAGUUGAUGUACUGCACAAAGUGAAAGAUUUGCGUGGAAACCAAUACCAAGCCAGCACUUUAAUCACCAGGCCAGAGCUGUGGCUACCCAAAAUAGAGCACCUUUUUCUAAUUUGCCCAAAGGUACCGUGUAUAUGCCAGAUUUGUUCCUCAGUAAGUCUCUUUAUUCCAAGUUUGGAGCAGUGUCUACUACAUCACCUCAUCUGCUUUUCUUUGUUAUAAAUUUUUAUUCAGGGUCCACAUUUCAUAUGUACAUGCUUCUCUGUGUUUUAAGAAAUCAUAGAUAUGUGUUUGGUCAUAGUAAAGUCUGCUAAAUGCUUUCAGAUAUUAUAGUUACAGUGAAAGCUAAAAGAUUACAUAUUUUUCUAAUACAUUUAUGUGAAGGAAUUUUAUGUUCUUUUUUCCUGAGGGUUUUGUUAGAGUAAAAAUACUUCAUUCCUGAUUACUUCUUACUGGCCUUCAUUUCUCACCACUCUAUUAUUAUUUAUUAAAAUAUUCUGAAUAUAUUCCAUUGGAGAAGGUUUGUCACAUCCAGUGCAAACCUGGAUUGAUUCUUCUGUUUUUCAGUUUACAUUUCCUUAAAAUUAAUGUAUUGUCCAUGUCCAUUUGGUUUACUUAGAAUCAGGCAUUAAGUAUCCAUCUGAUAGGUAAUAUUCAUGUAAUCACAGUAAAGAAACAAACAUAGCUUCAGCCAGAUUCAUUUAGUACAGGAAAAGUUACGGGUUUAUGGUUUUGUUUUGCCUAAGCACAGAAAAUUGGAUAUCAUUUCUCUUAUUAUUAUUUUUUUUUUGGCUUUUUCCUUUUUCUGUUUGUAUUGCUGACUUUUCUACAAAUUCAGAUUAAAGGAUACCUCUAUUCCAAUAUGUAAUCCACUGUGGUUUUAAAAAAUACCUUUGCGUGGUUCUUGAAUUCAAGGCAGCUUUAUAUAUUUUAUUUUAAAGUAAUUUGAAAUGUCAUACCAGGUAUUUGUAAUUCAUUUCUUGGACAGGAGAAUAUGUUUUGAGAAAUAAAUGAUAGAUUUUAUGUUAAUAUAUUCAACACAAAUAUCUGUUAUGUAAGAAUUAUGAGAAAUUAGCAUAAAGUAUUGUUUGUUAUUGUCAGUCAUAGCCUCAGGUUUUUAAGUUGUUGUUAAAAAUGAAGCGUAAAAGCUUUUACCAAACUUUUUUUUCUUGUUCAUAAUCUGCUAACACAUCAAACUGUAAGAGAAGUACUCCCUGAACAUUGUGUCUCCUUGCUAGUAUUUGGUUAAUACCCAUAUGACAGGAGACAACUGCUCAGCCUUUUUCACAUCCAGAAACAGCAACUUUGUUUUAAAUGAGGGAAGAUUGGGCAACUGAUUUAUUUCUUUGAGAGGAAGCCUUCAGUUUCUAAACAAUACAUCAUCUUUUAUCCAAAUAGAAGACUUAUUUUCUUCACUUAAACAUAUCCAGCAUACUUUGGUAGAUUCUCAGAGCCAGGAGGAUAUUUUACUGCUUUUACAACUUGUUCAAAAUAAGGAUUUCCAGAAUGCAUUUAAGAUACACAAUGCCAUCACAGUACACAUGAACAAGGCCAGUCCUCCAUUUCCUCUUAUCUCCAAUGCACAAGAUCUUGCUCAAGAGGUGCAAACUGUUUUGAAGCCAGUUCAUCAUAAGGAAGGACAAGAACUAACUACUUUGCUGAAUACUCCACAUAUCCAGGCACUUUUACUGGCCCACGAUAAGGUUGCUGAGCAGGAAAUGCAGCUAGAGCCCAUUACAGAUGAGAGAGUUUAUGAAAGUAUUGGCCAGUAUGGAGGAGAAACUGUAAAAAUAGUUCGUAUAGAAAAGGCUCGUGAUAUUCCAUUGGGUGCUACAGUUCGUAAUGAAAUGGACUCUGUCAUCAUUAGCCGUAUAGUAAAAGGGGGUGCUGCAGAGAAAAGUGGUCUGUUACAUGAAGGAGAUGAAGUUCUAGAGAUUAAUGGCAUUGAAAUUCGGGGGAAAGAUGUCAAUGAGGUUUUUGACUUGUUGUCUGAUAUGCAUGGUACUUUAACAUUUGUUCUGAUCCCCAGUCAACAAAUCAAGCCUCCUCCUGCCAAGGAAACAGUAAUCCAUGUAAAAGCUCAUUUUGACUAUGACCCCUCAGAUGACCCUUAUGUUCCAUGUCGAGAAUUAGGUCUGUCUUUUCAAAAAGGUGAUAUACUUCAUGUGAUCAGUCAAGAAGAUCCAAACUGGUGGCAGGCCUACAGGGAAGGGGACGAAGAUAAUCAACCUCUAGCUGGGCUUGUUCCAGGGAAAAGCUUUCAGCAGCAAAGGGAAGCCAUGAAGCAAACCAUAGAAGAAGAUAAGGAGCCAGAAAAAUCAGGAAAACUAUGGUGUGCAAAGAAGAAUAAAAAGAAGAGGAAAAAGGUUUUAUAUAAUGCCAAUAAAAAUGAUGAUUAUGACAACGAGGAGAUCUUAACUUAUGAGGAAAUGUCACUUUAUCAUCAGCCAGCAAAUAGGAAAAGACCUAUCAUCUUGAUUGGUCCACAGAACUGUGGCCAGAAUGAGUUGCGUCAAAGGCUCAUGAACAAAGAAAAGGACCGCUUUGCAUCUGCAGUUCCUCAUACAACUCGGAAUAGGCGAGACCAAGAAGUAGCUGGUAGAGAUUAUCACUUUGUUUCACGGCAAGCAUUUGAGGCAGAUAUAGCAGCUGGAAAGUUCAUUGAGCAUGGUGAAUUUGAGAAGAAUUUGUAUGGAACUAGCAUAGAUUCUGUACGGCAAGUGAUCAACUCUGGCAAAAUAUGUCUUUUAAGUCUUCGUACACAGUCAUUGAAGACUCUCCGAAAUUCAGAUUUGAAACCAUAUAUUAUCUUCAUUGCACCCCCUUCACAAGAAAGACUUCGGGCAUUAUUGGCCAAAGAAGGCAAGAAUCCAAAGCCUGAAGAGUUGAGAGAAAUCAUUGAGAAGACAAGAGAGAUGGAGCAGAACAAUGGCCACUACUUUGACACGGCAAUUGUGAAUUCAGAUCUUGAUAAAGCCUAUCAGGAAUUGCUUAGGUUAAUUAACAAACUCGAUACUGAACCUCAGUGGGUACCGUCCACUUGGCUGAGGUGAAGGAAACAUCCCUUCUGUGGUAUGUUAGACUUGAUCUGGCAAAAACUGACAAUAGUAAGAUUUCCCGACAUUGCAGCAAAAUUGAGGAUAAGGUGGAAGGCAGCAGUAUUAGCUGUAGACCUGUUCUUAGAUCUCUCUAAUUAGUGAGAGGCCAAUUCCCUUAGGCAGUUUGUGCACAGCAUCCUUUAUUCUCUAUACAUGGUUUUAGCGGUUCUUGUCUCAUUUUGGGAUUCUAAAUGGAAGCUUUCAACAGAGCAUUCCAUUUUGUCCUAUUAAAACCUUUUGUUUUCAUGUAAACCCUUUCUGCUUAGUUGUAUCUCUGUGAAAAACUUGUAUAUACAAGUGUCCAUGUCUCACACAAAUAUUGAUGUGUAAAUAUUAACACUUAAAUGACUUCAUUGGGAAUUUGAGCAGAGGAACUGUGCUUCUAUGCACUGGGCAAGGCAGUAUUUGCUUAGGAGAUUAAUUUAGUCAUCAGAGAUACUUUCCUAAAAAGAAAAAGCAUGGUGCCACUUGGGUUUAGAGCUACUUUCUUAGACUUGAAUUCAUUUGUAUGUCUUUUGAUUCUUAAAAAAACAAAAACAUUCCAUUAGAAGCUCCAGUUUUUUUGCUCAAACUUUGUGGAUCAGACUGUACACUCAACACACACUAAUAAUUUACUUAAGAUAUACAAAAUAUGCUUAUUUUUAAAAAAUAUUUUCUGAGUUUUUUUCUGAAGUUGUCUCAACUGAUUUGCUAACCUUGCCUCCUUUCUCUCAUCCGCAUAGUAUAAUAGAAUGUAUGUUACAUUUUUAUGAAUGGCAGGUGUUCAUUAUAAUCUGUAUUGACUGUUAAAAAGUUUCUUCCUCAUGAUGCAAAUAGUUUUUUAUAUACAUGGAAGGACAGCACAUUUGACAGUUUUUGCAUUUUUAUGUAUAAGCACAGUAUUCUAUGACUGUGCUACAUAUAUAGGUAAUAAACUGGAAUUCUGUUGAUGAAUAUAGCUGCUGUACUGUAUAUUAAUAUUUAAUAGAUCAACAAAUGGUCAUUGAUAACACUUGUUCAGCAUUCAAAUAAAAUUAUAUAUGUCCUUGGGAAAUGCUAUGACAAUUGACUUUAAGAUCAAAAGGUAAGGAAGACCUGAAAGUCAUUUGAACAUUUUAGGAAAAGAAUAUUGGAGAGAAAAAGGUAUUAAAUAUAUAGAAAUAGGUUUUUAACCUAACAAGGUCUGCCUCUUAUGACCAGAAUGCAACAGCUUGCUAAAUCAUAAAAGGAACACUUAAGCUAAUGGGAUUUUUGUACUGUCUCUAUAGUUGUAGCUUUAAAAUUCGACGUCUAUAAUUGGCAUGGAAAGUUAAUUUGUAGUCUUUUCAAGCCUUUAGGAUAGUGUGAUGUGUGACCUCAAAUGUGAAUGCCUUGAUUUUAUUUUUAUGGUGACUUUAGCUAGAGCAGUUCCUAUUCCCAGAGCUAAACACUGGAAUAAUACUGACAUCAUUUAAUUUAACAUAAGCAAUUGUGUUUAAGGAGUAAUUUGUCUCGGUGUCGUGUAUAUGUUUGAUUUUUAUCCUCUUUUACAUAUAUUUGAACAAAUAUAGUUUAUAUGUUGCCUUUUUCUGUUCAAAUUUACAUGGCCUAUUAAGUUGGCUGGAGAGUGUGUUUUAUGUGGAAAUAUUUUCAAGGUAAUUUUCCUUAGGAAGAAAAUAACAUUCUUGGGUUGAGGGAAGGAAUGCCAUACAUACUAUCUCUUCAAAUCUGAAAUACUCCAGUUUAGAGCCAGGAAAAUUCACAGGUCACACUGAUUUUUUUAGCAUUAAAAACUAAGGAAUAUAUUCAGCACUUAAUCUUUUCAGUUUUCCAGUUUACUUCUCAGGAAUGAAGGGUAGUCUAUGGUCAACAAUGGAGUUUUGUGAUCUGCUUAUUUAACUGACAACUGUUUUUAACUCCAAGAGCUAAACUAUUGGCAGUUCAAGUUAAGUUAGAGUGAGGGUGCAGGCAGUGUCAGUGAGUGGCUCUUGUGCCCCCUGUAGACAUUAGGCCUACACCAGGGCCAUAUGCUGUCAAGAUUCAGGCACAUGGCUUUUAACAAGCAAAUCUUGUACCAAGCCACAGGCCAUGCCAUGCCAUACUUUUAGGAAGUCUGAGGUGAUAAAUAUUUCAAGGUCAGUGAAGUCCUAUCAUUCUCCCUUAUCAGUAGUGGUAGAUAGACAUGUCCCAAACUUUUCUAAAUCCCAGUGAUAAGGAUGUGCUAAUAUUCAACAAUCCUUAAAGUGAAUUGUUGCUGACCCCCACAAAAGAACAUGGGAAAAAGCAUUGCUGUAGGCCUAGUUGUAUAGCCACUCUGGCCAAUUCCAUUUCCUGUCCCUCUGUUGUUCUGACUGGAAACCUGUGUGGGGGAGGUCUUAACCAGUUAAUAUAGAAAUGAUAUCAAUAGCUAAUGCAAUGUACUUGGAAAAUCCAAUGAGGAACUGUUAGGUUUGUGCGUAUCUUUAUUUCUCAAAUUUUCCUAAGUCAGAACAAAUGGAAAGAGAAUAUUAUUUAGACUAAUCCAGAUUUGCUUUCUAUGAAAAUCUAAUGUCUGGAUUUUCCUUUUCUCAUGGCCUAAGAAAUAAGUAUUGAUAAGGAAUGAUUUGAAUGUACUUUUGUGAAUGUGUGGAAAAUAUAAAGCAGGGAUUUAGCCUUAAUAAAGGUAACCUUCUGACAUCUGUUGUUAAUCCCCCUUUGUACUCUUAUCCUGUAUCUGCACUCUGUUAUUUUGAGAUGUCAUACUAUACACUGUAUUGUAAAAAUAAAAAGUAAAAUUAUAUUUCGAAUUUUAAAA
Molecule: messenger RNA, 7634 nt
Organism: Sapajus apella (tufted capuchin)
Lineage: Eukaryota; Metazoa; Chordata; Mammalia; Primates; Cebidae
Gene: PALS1
Product: membrane palmitoylated protein 5
Exons: 15
Coding region: 3326-4837 (503 amino acids)
Biological process (GO): generation of neurons; morphogenesis of an epithelial sheet; establishment or maintenance of epithelial cell apical/basal polarity
Cellular component (GO): adherens junction; plasma membrane
Molecular function (GO): protein binding
Source: RefSeq, a predicted model, not a curated record